GCCCCGCGCGCGUGUCGCCGAGUCCCCGGUAGUCGCCGAGGAGCGCUGGGGAUCAAACCCAGGGCCUCGGCGUGCCAAGCAAAUACCCAGCACCGUGUUACACCCCCAGCCCUAGAUCUUGAUUAAAAUAGGCCAAGGAGCAUCCAGCGGUCUCACUGAUAGACACUUCAGGAACACAGUUUCCAGCAGUAGCAGCACUCAUGGCUGGUCCCCUGUGGUGGGCCACAGCCUUUGUCCAGAGACACAGGACAGCCCUCUUGGUGGGUUCCUGCACAAGCCUGUUUGGAGCUCACAUCUCCUACCACCUCUUUGCGGAUCCUGUUGCCCAGUGGCUUUACCAGUACUGGCCUCAGGGCCAGCCGGCCCCACUCCCCCCACAGCUGCAGAGCCUCUUCCAAGAGGUGCUACAGGACAUAGGCAUUCGCUCAGGCCACUGCUACAAGCCUUUCACCGCCUUCACCUUCCAUCCUGUGAGUGCUGGUUUCCCAAGACUCCCUGCUGGUGCUGUGGUGGGCAUCCCUGCCAACUUCCUAGGUGUUCCAAAGAACAACACUAACCGUCCUGUGGUCAUACACGGGCAAAACAUCAACUGGCAGAGCCCAGCAGGCACUCGGCUAAAAGAGGCCCUGACGCUGACCCGUGAUGCCCAGAAGUUUGCCUUGGCCAGAGAGGUGGUGUACCUGGAGAGCAGCACCGCUGUCCUGCAGGCCCUGCCAGCCCCAGCUUGCCUGGCAGGAACCUGGGCACUGACCGUGGGUGCCAAGCAUGCACUGGGGCUCUAUGGAGGCCCCAUGAGCUUACGAGCUGCCUUUAAUUUGGUGGCAGCCGUGGCAGGCUUCAUGGCCUAUGCUUUCUCUACAGACUCUCUCACUCAUGCCUUGGAAGGCUGGCUGGACCGCCACACGGCCUCACUCUCUGCAGCCUAUGGCCAGGGUGGAGUGGAGUUCUACGAGAAAGUUCUGACAGGCAACAUGGCCCUGCGCAGCCUCUUGGGCAGCCAUGGAGAGAAGCUGUAUACACCCAGUGGGAAUGUUGUCCCCAGACACUGGUUCCGCAUCAAACAUUUACCCUACACAACCCGCCAUGACUCUGUACUGCAAGUGUGGAGGGGGACUCUUAACUCAGGUCGCUCCUGAACGCCUCAUCACUGGGAUGGUCCCAGCUCAUGCAGACACCAUCCUGCCUGUGGUAUUGGGGUAAUCUCUUAGUCCUGCAUCCACACCCCAGAGUCAGAAUGAUCACGGGGUUUAGGGUUCAGUCGCCUAGAUUCUGCCUUCACCUAUCACUUAAGACUUCAGUGACCUUGGCAAGUCCCUUAAUGAAUCUGGGCUUUGUUUUCCUCAACUGUGAAAUAAGGAUGCAAAUUACCUCAUGGGGUUGUAGGGUUGUGUGAAGUCGUGAACAUGAGCCCUGUAAAUAAACGGGAAUCACCGCAUCUUGGUUUUUGAAUUUCUGCAGGCUGUGAGAAUCAAGCCAGGCAUCACCACCAGAGGUGUGUGUGGUACCUCAGCCCUUCCCUACAGCAGAGAACCACCACUACCCUAUGUGCCUGAUGUUCAAAUUCCAACUUUUCUUCCUGUGGUAGAGGCUGAAAGAGACCAAAACCUGAAGUUAGUGAGGCUGGUGGCUGCCUAAGGUGUGGACUUAAGGACCGUGACCAGUAGGGUCCUGUGGUUGCAGAUGGUACACCCAGAGAAGAGGAACAAACAGGUAAUAGGGCACAAGGGAGAGAAAGCAUUCCCCAAACCUGGCAAGAGCUGGGCCUGAAAGCAAAAGAAGGAACAAACCAUUGCCAAGUAGGCUGUGCUGAAAUGCCCACAGCAUUCCUUCCUGGAUACAAAGCAUAAUCAGGACUUGGAGAGGGGAGGAGUUAGGUGGGGGAAAUUGCUCAGAAAAGAUGCUGGGGAGAGCAGAGGGAGAUGAUGGCUGUAGACCCUGCCUGGAGUCACUCAGAACCCAGGGAGAGCUGUUUGUUUGUCCUACUUGUUUUCAUUGAUCCCCCCUGGUGGUGAACAGAACAAAUCCCCUGGGAUACAGGAGACAGACACACACACACACCCAGACAGGUUAUAAAGUGAGGACAGCUAUGACAGUCAGGCCUAACUUGCCAUUCAUGUCAUAGUCUCAUUGCAAAUUUUCUUCUCCCUGGAAGAGUUUUGAAGAAUGAAGGCCUGGCGCCAGUGUAACUCAGUACAGGGAUUAGGCCACACCCAGAGAAGGGCACUCAGUGGUGGCAGAUAGUUCCUGGUGGGAGUCGUUGAAAGGUGAGUGGGUCAAGUGGGGCUGAAGGAUGGGUUGGGCAUGGCACAUCUGCUAGAUCCUUCUCCUGGAUGGAGACCAGUGCACUGUACCAGCUUGCGGUUCCCUCCACCAAACCUAGGCAGGCUCAGAUGGGUUUGAUAAGCAGAGAUAAAUGGAUGAGGUCAUGACUGGGUGAACUGAGUUUCUAUCCUGGCAAAUAUUGCUUCACAGGGCUCCCUGAGAUGUCACUCAGCUGCUCCUGUAUCUCAUGAACGAUAAGGCCACAUCGGUCACCUAACUUGACAAUUUAAGUGCAGUUUGGAGUCGACGUGGUGGGCUCCACCUUACCACUCUGCACUCCAACCCCAUCUACUCUUAGUCUUGGCAUCAGCCAAGAUGGCAGCAUCAGGCAUCCCUGCUGAGCUAACCAAAAUGUUAAGUGCUCUGGUUUGGCUGUGCUUUGUCCCCCAAAGGUUCUUGUCUUGAAAACUUGGUCCCCAGUUUAGCAGGGUUAAGAGGUGGGGCCCAGUGGGAGAUAAUUAGGUUAUAGCCAUGAGAAAAGAUUAAUGCUGUUCUCAAAUGAGCUCUGGAGAGAGCUGCAGUUUCUUUUUUUUUUUGAGUUUAUUGGUACAUUUUAGGUAUACAGUACAGUUACAUUCA
This is a messenger RNA of Fukomys damarensis (Damara mole-rat), 2901 nucleotides long. It is a transcript of the gene Tmem177, whose product is annotated as transmembrane protein 177. NCBI's taxonomy places the organism in Eukaryota, Metazoa, Chordata, Mammalia, Rodentia, Bathyergidae. The record is from RefSeq and is a predicted model, not a curated record. The transcript has 3 exons. The coding region runs from base 201 to 1136 and encodes 311 amino acids.